Molecule: messenger RNA, 5206 nt
Organism: Anopheles maculipalpis
Lineage: Eukaryota; Metazoa; Arthropoda; Insecta; Diptera; Culicidae
Exons: 4
Coding region: 86-5206 (1706 amino acids)
Source: RefSeq, a predicted model, not a curated record
GGAUUCACGAAGAGUUUAUAUAAAACGCGCACGGCUACGGUUGGCGCACAGUCAGUAUCAGCUAGGCAACCGUGGCGCGAACACGAUGAGGAUCCAUGCACGUGCACUGCUGUUGAUAAGCCUUGCCGUGCUCAUAUGCGCGGUCAGUGGUGAAAGUGGAAAGCACAAGAAGAAAAAUCGACGACACGAGGACGACCGAUCAGAACAGGUUUACUAUGUUGAUCAAAUAGCAUCUGCUUCUGCGAUUUCACCCUGGACAUCGAACCGCUUAUUCGCCAAAACUACUGAAAAUGGUAAGGAGUCCCAGUACGUGAUCAAUAUCUCGCCCGACGACGAAGUGAUCAUCCACGAUGACAGUGCAACCGAUCGUGUCUCAGACCGUGGCCCAACGGAAGAACAAUCUCCUCAGGACUUUGUCCACGAGGCGCUUCGCCUACGCAAACAGUACAUGCAGAACGGUCCUAAGGGUACUACCCCGAUGCCGGCGAGUUCGUUCGUCGAGUUUACCACGGUUAAGUAUGAUCAUUUUGGACCGAGCAAAGCACCGGAGCGUGAAGCACCGGAGCCACACAUCAUCUACCAUCAUAGCAAACCUGUUCCGACAAAACCAUCGUCCACCGUGGCUCCUUCGUCGAAGCCCUCAGCAGUGCCUACCUAUCGCCCGAAACACAUUUUGCCGAAAACAACCAAGCCGAUGUUGGUGCACACCGUUACUCCGUAUGUGGCAGCUGAUCAUGAGCAGCCAGAACCGUUGCCUACGUUGGGAUACCGGCCGAAAGAGAUGAAGCUACCACCGAAGCAGGAGACUCUGUCGAAAACCGUUCAUUUGCCGACGUCAGCAAAGAUUACACCCAUCAAGCAACAGGACACGGCCGCUUCCAAUGUGUUUGUGCAGGCUGUCCGGCCAGAUGAAUCGUCCUUUGGAAGCAGUUACGCGACGCAUCACGAAUCUGGCAGUAGUUACCAGGAAUUCCACAAGUUCACACCGAACGGUCCCGAUUCCCAGAGCAGUAGUUCCAUUCUGACCGUCCACAAGGUGAGACCGGCGCCUGAGUCGUAUCACGCGAAGCAUCCGAAGCAUCCGCGUGAAGAUGAACAUCGAGAGUACCUUGGAAAGAGUCCCAAACCAAAGCAAGCUCCAGUGCCGGUAGAGUUGGGACGGUAUCGUCCUACCAAGGGUUUUGAGGUGGAGGAAGAACACACACCAAAGUAUCAUCAGGAGAAGAAGCAUUUCGUUUCGGAGGCGUCCAAUCCACACGUAAAGUACGAGAAGGAAGUGGAGGAGAACUUCCUGAAACAACAGCAUCAGCAGCAACAGCAGCAGCAACAGCAGCAUCAACAACUUCAAUACCAUCAACAGCUUGAGCAGGAACAUCAGCAUCAUCACCAUCAACAUCACCAUGGUUAUGAGACGCCACGUCCGCCGAAGAAAGAAAAACCACAGCCAACAGAGGAGCCCCAAUACUAUCCGCCGAAAAGCUAUCGACCCAUUGAAACAAUCACGCAAGUGCAGAUGGAACCGGAACCUGUUCCUUCCGAAGAACCGUACCACUACAGACCCAUUAAGUCGCAUCAUGUCGAAACGUUCAAACCAUCGGCCGUGAACUAUGAACGUGAUCCGACCCCAACCGUACAGCUGAAGGAGACGUACAUUUACCAUCCACCCAAGUCACACCAUGUGGAUCCACCGAAGAAGCAGCCGGAAACGAGUUCCGUAUCGUACCACGGUUCCAAGCACUACGAAUCCUCGGACAAGCAUCUGUCGGAAGUGUCGUCGGACUUUUUGAAGUUGGCCACGGCACGGCCAUCAAAGCAUAAGUACGCCGACUUACCGAAGCCAUCGCCAGCACCCAGCUACUCGAAGGUGACCAGCUAUCCCACUCUUCAGUCCACCAGCUCUCAGCGUGAGAAACCUUCGUACGAUCCAUACAAGUAUCGUCCAAAUCCAACACCGGAAGUGUCCAGCGCAGGGCAUGGAUUCCAGAAGAUUUCUUCUUCGCCGGCAAGCUUCCCGAAGUACAUACCAGCCAAGAUGCCCGGUGAGAUACAGUCGGAGUCUGGUACACCGUACAGCUUCAAGCAGGGACAUGCUGCGGCGUCCGAUUCUUUCUCUAGCUACGUUCCCUCCUCUACCCCAGAAUCGUUCAGUGCAGGUGUUUCGCAAGAGUACCCAAAGAUGUUUUCCGCUUCUCCCACACCGUACACCAAGUACGGUGGAGGAAGUCCAUCAUCAGCGCCCGCUUCGGACACACUGUACGAGUUUCCGCACAUGAAGGAAACGCCCAAAUCGUUCUCAAAGUUUCAGGAACCAAAGGCCUACUCUACCAUUCACCCGUCGGAGCAACCGUUUAAAACGCUCAGUACCACGAUCUUUAUGAAACCGUCCACAUCGGAAGCGAACUUUGCUGUUGCCCCUGGUAAACCCAUCCAAAACCUUACCACUUCGAUUGGACUGAAAGCUUCACCAAGUGACGCUACCAAGACGGAGUACUACACCGACCCUGAAGUAACGACAUACUAUGUGCUUUCAAACGGUACUGAGAUUAAGCUUGGUGACGAUCCGUCCAAGAUACCGCAAGAGUUCCGCAUCACGUCAGACGAUGGGUCGUUUCUGAGCAGCAAUUACUCCACCAAGUUAGCGGAAGAUUUUGCGAUGAAGUACAACUGGGAUAGCUUGCAUACGGUGGCGGAUGGUGAGUUCUAUCUGGGAUCGGCAUCCGAUGCAACGCUCAAGGCACUGAUGAAGGAAACUUCCUCCAAACCUGCGACCAAAUUCCACGAACCGAUCGAGUACGUUGUGCGGGACAAGAAAAAGAUGAAGCCACUCGUGUUUCCGAAGGUACCCCAUAAGCCAAUCAAAACGGUGACGAUCUACAAGUCUACGCAUCGAUCAUCCGACGAUAUGGAGGGUGGGUUUGAACCUAUGAUCGGUGUUCAGCCGCAUAUGGACAAGAAAAGUGAACUUCCCGGAGGAGACGAUGAGUUCUACUAUACUAACGAGGCGAUCGAUCCCGAAGAGGAUCCAACGAAGGCAUCGAAGAAGAAUGCGGUGUUUAUGCCGGGUCAGGGCAUGGGUGGACGUAUGCCAGGGCCGGGUAUGAUGCUAAAAUUCGCUCCAGGUCCGGUACCGGUACGUGAACAACAAGCAUCGCCCGCCCAGGAUAUGGACAUGAGUGCCGAACCGUCGAAGAAACAUCAAUACUUUGUGCUGUACCACAUUGAGGAUAAGGAGAAGAAACCGGCGCGUCCACACGUCCCACAACCACCACCGACGCCUGCAGUACCGAAGCAAGAAAUCCAUUACCACUACAGCGAGAAGGAAUCGGAAGAGCCAGAAGUAACGCAUGAGCACUACAACUAUCACCACGAGGAAACGAUUGAGGAGUCGGACGAUGACAUUCAGCACCACUACGUAAAUCCGAACUAUGGCAAGUUCAACUACCGGCCUAACAUUGCCCAUCCUUCUUAUCAAAGGCCAUUGCGUGAUAGUAUGAGCGCCGGAAGUGAAACCACGCUAAAGGUAGUCGAUCCGGAUACAAAAAGCUCGAGACCAUUGGAAAUCACCAAACAGGAGUACAUGCGCCACGUUCAAAAUGCCGUGCUGAGGUAUAUGCGUCAGCUGCAGGAGGAAGGCCGCCUGCCACAGAUUGCUUCUCGUGAUUCCGACGACACACACAAAGCGUUCGAAGAAAUUGAUCUGGCAGCACUGUUGAAUGGAGGCACGAAGCAAAAGUUCCAACUGAAUGGAGCAGUUCGUGCUAACUUGCCUACCAACCCGAGCCACUACAAACCGAUGAAAUCGGUGCCGAGUUCUUCGACGUACAAACCGACUGCAUCGCCGCAGAAUGUCAAGCUGGGCAAGAACACCUACACGGCCGGUAAGCCUUUGAAGGUAGCGAUCGAAAGCUUGCAGGACACGCUCAGCAGCAACGUGGACCUAACGGUCAAGGGAAACAAACAACCCGUAAAGCCUGAUCUUUCUGCAAUUGAUGUUGGACAGUCGUAUCUACAUGGUUCCACGCUAGAUCAUGGUUCUUCGCCCAAGGGUGGGCAUGGCUAUGAUGGCCCUAGUGGUGUAGCAUCUCCCAAAACUAAGCUGCAUUUCAACCAACAAUCGCAUCACGAUAUCAACUCGAUGCUUAACGCCAAAGAGGGAUUGCGGACGAAUAUGAAUUUGAAGGGAUCAUACCUGGAUCACCCGUCCAACAAUUAUGGUUCGAUUAAGUCAGGUUCUGCGAAUGUUGGUGCUUCGAUAAGCUUCGGCAAUGGAGGUAUGGGGCAUGGAAAGGGAGUUCAUGCCAGUGAGGACGACAAUAAGAUUGCUCCCGAGGCACUUGAUGCACCGAUCCAGAUCAUCAACGGGAUACCGAUUACGAAUCCCUACAAUAUAGAUAUAAACACACUAAGAUACAUGCUGGGGGGUCUUGCACAGGCACAAGCCGAGCAGCAGCAGCAGCAGCAACAACAUCCGCACAAGGAACCGACUCUAAAGCUUAAGGGUUCUAACUGGAUGUCACUCCCAACGAUGGCUAGUCCUACGCAGGUGUUUUCCUCGCACAUACCCACCUACCAGCAUCCACCGUCGGAGGUAAACAACUACAAAUACAAUGCCAAUUUCGAUGCCAGCAACUUCAAGAUCAAGUUCCCAAAGAAUAUGAAGCUGAAGGGUACGUCCACAAACGUUGCUGAUGCCGCAGCCAGUGGUUCGAUGAAUUAUGCUGCAUGGGCUGAAUCACCCAGAUCGCCCAACCAAUUGAACGUGAACCAUUUCAACCAUGGCAAUGGAAAUAAUAAUCUAAACCAUGGCAAUGGUAUUCAGAAUCAGAAUAUUGUUAUGGGCAACAGUCGUCCGAUGGCCGUCCAGAAUCAUCAUCAUCAUCAGCAGGUACAGCAACAGUUCCAACAGCAGUUACAGCAGCAGCAACAGCAGCAGCAACAACAGCAACAUUUUGUCCAGCCGCAUCAACAGCAACAACUGCAGCAGCACCAACAGUUCCUCCGCCCGAAUCGCGAAUUCAAUCCGGAGCUAUACCUCAACCCCAACGGGCAACUAUUCCAGGGUCUUUUGAAGCAAAAUCCCAUCAUGAGCAAAAAAGUGGCUACCAGCGAUUGGAAGCCAACCACAGUCAAACCAACCAUCGGACCGUCGAAGGCGGUUAAGAUCGACACAAACCUGCGACCACCGCCACCGGUUGUCAAGGGUUGA